This is a messenger RNA of Vespa mandarinia (Asian giant hornet), 1483 nucleotides long. RefSeq names its product Protein-serine O-palmitoleoyltransferase por (gene por). Gene Ontology annotation, biological process: protein palmitoylation; Wnt protein secretion; lipid modification. Gene Ontology annotation, cellular component: membrane; endoplasmic reticulum. NCBI's taxonomy places the organism in Eukaryota, Metazoa, Arthropoda, Insecta, Hymenoptera, Vespidae. The record is from RefSeq and is a predicted model, not a curated record. Gene Ontology annotation, molecular function: Wnt-protein binding; palmitoleoyltransferase activity.
UUAAGUUUUUGUAAGAUAAAUAGCUGUGAUGGAUGAUGUAGAUACUACAGUAUUUUAUGAUGAUGAAAAUGACUUCAUUGGACUUGGUUAUUAUCAUGGUCAAGAAUAUGAUUAUGAAUACGAAGAUGCUGAAGGAGAAACAUUUUCCGAACUCUAUCAAUAUUGUCUUGUACCUACACUCUAUGAUACAGGAUUUUAUAUGUUGCCACUGUUUCUUGCAAUGUUUAUCUUUCGAUUUGUAUCUCAAAUGCAAUCUAUUUCUGAUAGAUUAUUUCAUGGAUUUUCACUGAUUAUUGGAAUAUGUAUUAUUCAGCAUUAUGCGCAAGAAUGUUUAUUUUUAUUAGUAUUAUUUGUUAUACUUUCUUACAUUACCUUACAUAUACCAAAGAAGUAUUAUAAAGACAUAGGAGUCUUCUUGCCAUCACUUUUUAUAAUUGCACAUUGUGAAUUUUAUAUGAAACCGAUAAUCUGGCAUAAAGUACGUAGUAUAAUUAUGACCAUGGCAAUGAAAACUAUUAGUGUUGCUGCAGAUAGCAUUGAAUCUAACAACAUACCAGAUUUUUACAGUUAUAUGGGAUAUAUGUUUUGUGCAGCUACUUCGUUCUUUGGUCCAUGGGUUCCAUUAAAAGAUUAUUUGGCCUUACGCCGGCCAAGUCAGCAAGGAAAAUGGUGGUUAUUAAUUGUAAUUGGAUAUACUCUUCAUUCAUUCCUUUUUCUAAGUAUGUCAAACUGUUGGAUACAAUGGAUAUUUUCAGACAAUUCAUGGAAGUGGCUAAUAGCUUAUAAAGAUGCAUUAUCUUUCAGAACAUCCCAUUAUUUUAUCUCAUACAUGGCAUCAGCCAUAUUAUUUUUAGGAGGAUAUCCAUACUCAUUAAUAUCUAUUGUUAAACCAUUAGAAAUUGAACUACCACGUUCACUCGUUCAAGUUGUUGUAUAUUGGAAUAUUCCAAUGCAUUUUUGGUUAAAAAAAUAUAUAUUCCGUCCAAGUCUCAAGUAUUUAGGAAAAUUUGGAGCUGUAACUAUUACUUAUCUAACAAGUUCUCUUCUACAUGGAUUAAAUUUUCAAUUGGGAGCAGUAUUAUUGAGUCUUGGUUUAUAUACGUACGUAGAGCAUCAACUUAGAAUGAUGCUUGCUAAUAUUUUUGACGCAUGUAUUGGGUCAAAAGAAUGUAUCCAAAAUAAGUGUACUCACUUAUACAACUCUUAUAAUUGUUGGGUUAUUUUAACAAACAUAAUGUUUACGGUAUUAACAAUGUUUCAUUUAGCUUAUUUGGGUCUUAUGUUUGAUACUUCAGAGUUACAAGAAACAGGAUAUAGUUAUAUUCAUACUAUUGAAAAAUGGUCUCAGCUUGGAUUUGCCAGCCAUUGGGUAGCAUUGGCUACAUAUUGUAUAUAUUUUUUAAUACGAUAAACACUAAUAUAUCUUAUAUAUUCUCAUAUGUUUAAAACAUUUUAUACACAAUAAUAAUUUUUUAUAACAAUU